AUGUCUUCCCAGCAGCACCAGAGCCAGCAAUGCCCGCCCCAGCAGGCCCAGCAGCAACAAAUGAAGCAGCCCUGUCAGCCACCACCUGUCAAAUGUCAAGAGACAUGUACACCCAAAACCAAAGAUCCAUGUACUCCUCAGGCCAAGAAGCAAUGCCCACCCAAGGUCACGGCUCAGCAGAAAUGUGCCCCAGCCCAGCAAGCUCCCAGUUGUAAACAGAAGUAA
Messenger RNA from Dipodomys ordii (Ord's kangaroo rat), 225 nucleotides. Its product is annotated as small proline-rich protein 4-like. Lineage: Eukaryota; Metazoa; Chordata; Mammalia; Rodentia; Heteromyidae. The record is from RefSeq and is a predicted model, not a curated record. The transcript has a single exon. Bases 1 to 225 code for a protein of 74 amino acids.